This is a messenger RNA of Batrachochytrium dendrobatidis JAM81, 861 nucleotides long. RefSeq lists its product as uncharacterized. Lineage: Eukaryota; Fungi; Chytridiomycota; Chytridiomycetes; Rhizophydiales. Bases 1 to 861 code for a protein of 286 amino acids. The record is from RefSeq and is a predicted model, not a curated record. Gene Ontology annotation, cellular component: cytoplasm. Gene Ontology annotation, biological process: L-phenylalanine biosynthetic process. Gene Ontology annotation, molecular function: prephenate dehydratase activity; chorismate mutase activity. The transcript is spliced from 4 exons.
AUGAACGAUUUGGUGAAGGAAAAGGCAUAUGAAAUUCCAGCAGUUGCAUUUCUUGGUCCAUUGGGAUCAUAUUCCCAUCAAGCUGCAUUGAAAAAAUUUGGAUCAGAUGCAAUAUACCAUGAGCAAUCAACCAUUGAUAAAGUUUUUGAAGCAGUUAGUAGCUGUGCAGUGCCAUAUGGUCUGGUUCCUUACGAAAACUCGAGUUUUGGGACUGUUCAGCAGACAUUAGAUUCAUUCUGGCAUCUUCCAUCAGACUCUUCGUUGGUUGCAACUGCUGAAGAAAUGCUCAUCGUUCACCAUUCUCUCUUGUCCAACUCAGCUAUGGCCACAAUCAAGAAAGUGUAUAGCCAUCCACAGGCACUUGGGCAGUGCGCCAAAUGGCUGAGUUCCAAUCUACCAAAUGCUGAGCAAAUUAGUACCUCGUCAUCCUCAGCAGCCGCGAAACAGGCUGCAUCUGAGCUCGGAGCAGCAGCUAUAUGUAGUGAAGUUUGCUCAAGCUUAUACAGCCUGAAUGUCAUUCAUCGCAAUAUUGAAGAUUUAGAAGGAAACACGACCAGAUUUUUUGUUAUCGAGAAUUCUGGUGAUCGAUCAAUAGGAAAUGUCAGGACUUUGAUGUAUCUUACAGUAGAUUCAUUGAAUCCAAGGGCAUUGGGGGAUAUUUUACAAGUACUGACUACUAGACAAAUCACAAUUCAAAGAAUCGAAUCAAAACCGUCUGGUGAACAUAUUUGGCACUAUAUCUAUUCUUUUGAGGUGGAUGGAAGCAGCCAUGAUACAAACAUACAGGAAGCCAUUGCUGAGAUAUCUGCAAUUUCUCAAAAAGUUCGUAUUGUUGGAUCAUUUAUAGUUGGCAAGGUUUAA